AUGCAUGCUCAACUGCCUGAUGAAGCUGAUGUAUUGCAGCAAUUUCUUCAGCUUCAGAUUGAGCAACUCAUUGAGUUUAUCAGUCUUCAUGAAAUGAUCAGUGCUUCUGUGCACAGUGAUGAGACUGUUAGUCAGAACAGCAUCUCAGAGCAGUUGAUUAUGAGCAGAGAAGUUUGUGAGUUAUCAGAAUUACAACAUCUUAACUGCAUAAUUGAAUCAACAUUGUCAGGCAAAAUGCAAAAUAGACUGCUCAACUCUCCAGAACAGCAAUUUAACAUUUCCAUGUUUAGUGUCAGUCUUGAUCAGCUUAUAGAUUUUAACAAGAUGAAGAAACUGUAUAUGGACUGUUAUGAUAACAUCUGCAUGAUUCUCAUCAGACAGUCAUGA
Ophidiomyces ophidiicola is the source of this 387-nucleotide messenger RNA. RefSeq lists its product as uncharacterized. The record is from RefSeq and is a predicted model, not a curated record. The coding region runs from base 1 to 387 and encodes 128 amino acids. Lineage: Eukaryota; Fungi; Ascomycota; Eurotiomycetes; Onygenales; Onygenaceae. The transcript has 2 exons.